Molecule: messenger RNA, 2136 nt
Organism: Populus nigra (black poplar)
Lineage: Eukaryota; Viridiplantae; Streptophyta; Magnoliopsida; Malpighiales; Salicaceae
Product: protein ACCELERATED CELL DEATH 6-like
Exons: 3
Coding region: 1-2136 (711 amino acids)
Cellular component (GO): plasma membrane
Molecular function (GO): protein phosphatase 1 binding; protein phosphatase regulator activity
Source: RefSeq, a predicted model, not a curated record
AUGGAAUUAUCGAUAAACAUAUGCGGACAAGCCUCCAAUCAGAGAGAUGAGAUCUUCCGAAAGUGUAAGUCAGAGAGUUUCCCAUCACAAAUACCAGGUGAUGAUGACGCGAAGAAGUUGAUGGAUAAGGAGUUAUACAAGUACGCAGCAGAAGACAAAUUUGAUGAAUUAUUUGGUGAACGGCGGCGUGUUUCAUCAGCGGAACUAUCAUCCAUCAUUUACACACAAGUUAGCCCCUCUGGAAAUUCACUGCUUCAUGUUUCAGCAAGCAAUGGAAGCAAACAUGUGACGGAGCUCCUUCUACAACACUUUCCGCUUCUAAUGAUGAGGAAAAACUUCCACGAUGAUACUGCACUUCAUUUAGCAGCCGGAGCUGGACAGCUGGGAACUACAACAGUUCUUAUCAACAAGGCAAAAGGCCAUGGAAGAGCCAGCGACUUUCCUAACUUUUUGGAGAUGAAGAAUGAUAGAGGAAACACAGCUUUACAUGAAGCAGUCAUUAAUGGGCACGACAUUUUGGCCCAUUUUCUGGUUUCGGAGAGCUCGAAGCUUUUAUAUACAGAAAACAAUGAACAUAAGUCUCCCUUGUAUCUUGCAGUCGAGAAUAGCGAUGAGAAGAUGCUCACUACUCUAAUGGAUACUAUACGUGAUGAUGUUGAUUUACUUAACAAGCUAGAAGGAAAGUCUCCCGUGCACGCCGCUGUCCAAGGAAGAAAGAGAAGUAAAAUGAUUUUUUUCCCUUCUCAUUCAUAUAUUUUCCCUUCUAACAUGCUAGUGUUUCUUUCAUUAUUUGAUCUAUUUUUCAUUCGAGUUAAAUUAAUUUCAGCAAUAUUGGAACAAAUAGCGAAAAACAAGCCAGGCCUUUUGCGCCGGAAAGAUGAAAAGGGGGAGAAUCCACUUCACUGUGCAGCAUACAUGGGUUAUGUUUGGGAAACUCAAUUCCUGUUCAAUGAAUAUCGUGAUGGUGCAAUCCAGCAGAACGAUGAAGGCAACAUGCCUAUCCAUGUUGCUAGCAAAAAAGGCUAUGUUGACGUAGUUGAUGCAUACAUUUCCGAGUGGACUGAUCCAGCAGAAUUUCUCAACAGCAAAAGGCAGAACAUUCUACAUGUCGCCGCCGAGAGAGGAAGACAUGGAGUGGUGAAGUAUAUCCUACGAAAUAAGAAUCUGGAAGCACUUAUAAAUAAGCAGGAUCUGGAUGGAAAUACACCUUUGCAUUUAGCAUCAAAGAAUGGCCGAUCCAUUUCAACAUUUACUCUUGUGCGAAACUCUAUGCUUAUUAAACACAAAGCCAAUGGCGAAAACAUGACACCAUAUGAGGUUGCAAAGAAGCAAUCUAAAAUGGUGGGAGCAGAAUUCUCAGGAGAACCAAUUCCGAAGGGGAAGGACAACGAUGCAGAGAUGCUACAAACAGAGGACAAACCAGAUCAUGGAGUGAUGAUGACAUUAUCGAUCUUGCAUUUUUGGGCCAGCCCUAAGAGAUCCAAAGUAGAAUAUUUCCGUAUUAAGGGCAGGCCUAUACCAAAAGAGGAAAUCAAGAACAGGAUUAAUUCUCUUCUUGUUGUAGCCGUACUCGUCGCAAGUGUAACAUUUUCUGGUGUGCUCCAACUCCCUAGAAGUACAGACCAGCCUGGAAGUAGAGCUUCUAACAUCACCACCAACAAUAUCCACAAUAUCCAGAACCAGGGGAUAUCAGAAAUAAAUGAAGGCAUCCUAAGGAAUGUUUAUAUUUAUUUUGACAUGGUAGCCUUGAAUGCCUCGGUCAUGGCAUCGAUAAUCCUUUGUUGGGCUCAUCUAUAUGAUGUCAAAGUAGCAGCACAUGUAAUUUGGGUGGCAUCAAUAUUAACAGGUGGUGCUAUCUACUUGAUGUGCUUAGCAUUCGUCUUUGCCGUUGCUAUUGAUGUAGGCAAAAGCUUUGCCUUCUUCGUUCUCACCAUUGUCGUCGGUGGAGUGCUUUUUCUUUUCCAAACCGUGGUUUCUAUUCCAUUGAUUAUUCCGCCGAGUGCCAACCAAAUCAUUGAAAGAAUUGCUUCACCUUACAUCUAUCUCCUGAUUUUCUGCGUAUAUUACCUUUUGGACUGGUUUUAUUUUAAAUUGAAGAGAAAAGAGAAGCCACAACAAACAACGUCGUCUUCUUGA